Penicillium chermesinum is the source of this 1716-nucleotide messenger RNA. Its product is annotated as acetamidase. Lineage: Eukaryota; Fungi; Ascomycota; Eurotiomycetes; Eurotiales; Aspergillaceae. The record is from RefSeq and is a predicted model, not a curated record. Bases 1 to 1716 code for a protein of 571 amino acids. The transcript has 6 exons.
AUGACGGGGAAAUGGGAAGAUGUGGCCGCCGAGAAGCGUGCACGCAUCGAGAAUUCGAUACCCCAAGAAUGGAGGAUCCAACAGCAGCCUGCUGGUGAUUCGGUAUUCGACUACCCGGCGAAAUCUGGCAUUCUUACCGCUGGAGAGCUCGCUAUAACAGAAUCAAGUGCAUCGGAGUUGGUGACGAAGCUGGCGCGAGGGGGAGCUGAAAUCCGUCGAGGUGACCGUAGCAUUUUGCAAGAGAGCUGCAUUAGCACACCAACUGGUAAGACGGAGCCCUUUGUAUCUCCAACUAUCCCAAUAUUGCUUGCCGCGGAGGUUGACGGAAUUCAGGUCAACUGUUGCCUCGAGUUCUUCCCGGAGGCUGCGAUUGCCCAGGCAAAGGAACUCGACCAAUACUUCGAAACGUACAAAAAGCCCGUGGGCCCCCUCCACGGCCUGCCUAUCUCUCUCAAGGAUCAGUUACGAAUCAAGGGCCUUGAAACUUCCAUGGGAUAUGUCUCUUGGGUGGGGAAGUACGACACCGAUGAGUCUGUUCUGGUGACACUCCUGCGCAAAGCGGGUGCUGUGUUCUAUACGAAAACUAGCGUUCCCCAGACACUGAUGGUCUGUGAGACGGUCAACAACAUCAUUGGGAGAACCUUGAAUCCCCGAAACAAGAAUUGGUCGUGCGGUGGAAGCUCCGGGGGGGAAGGAGCCAUGGUUGGUAUUCGGGGCGGAGUUAUUGGAGUGGGAACAGACAUCGGGGGUUCAAUCCGAGUCCCCUCCGCCUUCAACUUCCUAUACGGCAUCAGGCCAAGCCAUGGCCGCUUGCCAUAUGCCAAGAUGGCAAAUAGCAUGGAGGGCCAGGAGACCGUUCAUAGCGUGGUAGGCCCUAUUGCACACUCAGCUGCAGAUCUUCGACUAUUUUUGACCUCGGUUUUGGGAGAAGAGCCGUGGAAGUAUGAUUCUAAGGUCGUUCCUAUGCCCUGGCGAUUGAGCGAAGAGGAAAAGAUCCAGGAUAAGAUUUUAUCGAGUGGCUUGACGCUCGGAAUCUAUUCCUGUGAUGGAGUUGUCCUCCCUCAUCCGCCCGUUCUCAGAGGGAUAGAAAUCGUCAAAUCGGUACUCGAACAGCACAAGCACACCGUGAUUCCGUGGACACCACACCGCCAUGAUUUUGGUCACACUCUUGUCAACGCCAUCUACACGUCAGAUGGUUGUACGGACGUCAACGAGAAUAUCCGUGCAUCUGGAGAGCCACCGAUCCCCAACAUCAAAGAUCUUCUGAACCCCGCAAAUAAGAAGAUUGAUAUGAAUCAACUAUGGGAUACUCAUCUCCAGAAAUGGGCUUUCCAGAAUGAAUAUCUUGAAAAGUGGCGCGAGGCCGAAGAGCGACUUGGCAAGGAGCUGGAUGCGAUCAUUGCGCCCAUCACAGCCACGGCGGCCAUUCGCCAUGACCAGUUCCGGUACUAUGGCUAUGCAUCUGUCGUCAACCUGUUAGACUUCACCAGUGUUGUUGUCCCCGUUGCGUUCGCAGAUAAGAGUUUGGAUGUCAAGAACCCCAAUUUUAAGCCUUUGAACGAGCUCGAUGGGCUUGUCCAGGCUGAGUAUGACCCUGAAGCUUACCAUGGAGCACCCAUUGCCAUUCAGGUGAUCGGACGCCGACUGAGUGAAGAAAGAACCCUCGCUAUUGCUGAGGAGAUUGGGAGGUUGAUGGGAAACUCUACGACGCCUUAG